Messenger RNA from Symbiodinium pilosum, 1368 nucleotides. Lineage: Eukaryota; Dinophyceae; Suessiales; Symbiodiniaceae. The record is from the annotation of a GenBank genome assembly.
AUGGGCGUGUACAGGGCUUUGCACCACAUGGGUGCUUUGGCAAAGCUGGAUGCCAUCAGCUCGGUGUCGGGAGGUACAUGGGCUUCGGCUGUCUACAUGUUUGGCAAGGACUACCAAGGAGUUGCCAUCGACACCACGACAAUGUUGGGGCCGAAGACCACACCAUCUGAACUUACGAUGUCCAAACUCAGUGAACCAGCUGCGCCCAUGGCACGGGGCGUCACGCAGGGUAACUCUACGGAGCUGGCCAAGCAGCUUUUUUGGCAACAUCGCAACUCUGAGCUUUGGAACCGUUUAGUUGCCGAGCUCGUGUUGAAACCCUUCGGUUUGGAGGAGUUGGACAGCUACAUGGCGGCGUCUGAAGCUGCGGUCCAACGCAUAAAGGCAGAGAACCCAAGUCUUAAGGACAAGAAAAUUGUGACUCCUCGUGCAGAUCGUCCGAAGUUGUUCGUGAUGAAUGGAGCAUUGCUAGCCCCCAAGCGCUACAACACCAACGGAGACAGCAUAGUCUCCUUUCAGAUGUGCCCGGACUACACGGGCAGUCCUUUCUACCCUGGUGGUUGCAAGGAAGUGUUCAUGCCGGAAGUCACCUACCACGCCGCCCCCAUCUGCUGCGUCGAUCCAUUCUGGAGGCCUAACAUCUCCCAGGUUGUGGGCGGUGGGAUGAUCGAAAGUUUCGCCUUUGGGAAGGAUUCGUUCAGAAAAAGCACCCAACACUCGAAGAAUGAGGCCGUGGGUGCCCCCGCGCAGGGCUUCUCGCUAGCCGAAGCAGUGGGCAUCAGCAGCUACAAUCCGGCACCUCUUCUGGCCAGUACCAGGCUUGCGGCCGCGAUCUUCAGCAUUCAGAAGCAGUACUGGCCAGUCAUUUCCGGCAAAACUCAGCAGACUUGCCCGGCACGUGAUUUUCAAUUUGGGGAUGGAGGCAAUCUUGAGAACUCAGGUUUGCUUCCACUGCUACAGCGUAGGGCCAAGAACGUGAUAUGGGUUGCUAACAGCUACCGGCCCUUGAGUAGCAGCUAUGACUUUGAGAGUGCCACGCCCGGAAGCUUCGACCCUGAAGCCGCGGGAGUUGUCGAGUCGGUGUCCAGUGUCUUCGGCUACGGCUUUAACGAUGUCUUUGAGAAGAACCAGCUGUUGGGCCUCGUCCGGCAACUCGCGGAGCUGAAGGCGGCAGGCAAGCCUGCCGUGAUCAAGGAGACGUUGCAUGUACUUCCAAACACCUACUGGGGCAUCACGGGCGGCUAUGCGAUGAACCUGGUGUUGAUUUACUUGGAGGAGGUCAGAGAUUUCCAGGAUCAGUUGCCGCAAGACAUUCAGAUGGAGCUUGCAAAGGGGUCGGCUGGGGCAUUUGCCAAUUAUCCAAUCUAC